GCGCGUGUGCCUGUGUGUGUGUGUGUGUGUGUGUGUGUGUAGUAAAGCGCAGAGCGUUUUCGCGGAAGGGAAACCGGCAGAGCUACACGGUGACAAACCACCGAGGCGGACUGAGCGGCCAGAAUAAAUAAACAACAACAAUAAUUAAGAAUAAUCCCGGCUGUAAACAGGGGUAGGAAGAGGAAAUAAAACCCGGAAAAAAACUGAAAGAAGAGAAGAAGAGGAAAUAAGAGACAUUUACAGCUGCAAGAGAGAGAGAGAGAGAGAGACCUUGGCGUUCACCCGGCAGCGCAGGAUGGCUGUGUAAUGAGGAGAUUGAAGCAGAUAUGGGAUUAUUAAUCUCUACACUAACACCGCUAAUAAUCCUAUAGCGCUCAGAGUGUGACCGGCCGACCUGCGGACCUGCGGGAGGACACCAUGGCCCACGUCGGCAACGGAGCGGCCGCCGAGGAGGAGGACUGCUUUGAAGAUGCCUACGACCGGAUACCCGUGGCAUGUCAGAUGGACCUGCAGACGGCCAUCCAGGAGACUCAGUGUGCUCUCAAUCUGGUCCUCAACAACAAGUUCUCUGAAGCCCUGGACCUGCUGAAACCAUGGUGGAAGGACAGCAUGUAUCACGCGCUGGGAUACAGCAGCAUCCUGGUGAUGCAGGCGACCAUGACGUUCGAGCACAGAGACAUCCAGGCUGCCAUGGCAACCAUCAAGGACGCCUUGAACACCUGCCAGAGGUUCAGGAAGAGAAACUCGGUGGUCGGCUCUCUGUCCAGUCUGGUCAGCAAACAGGCCAAUCUGCAGGAGGAGGAGAUGCACGCAGAGAUCUGCUACGCCGAGUGUCUGCUGCAGAAAGCCACGCUCACUUUCGUUCAGGAUGAGAACAUGAUCAGUUUCAUCAAAGGAGGCAUCAAGAUUCGGACCAGCUACCAGAUCUACAAGGACUGCCAGAACGUGAUGAACGUCGCUCAGGAUCUGUCCGGCCACUCUGAUUCGUUCAGGCAGUUUGAGGGCGGAGUCAAGCUGGGCAUCGGAUCCUUCAACCUGAUGUUGUCUCUCCUCCCUCAGAGGAUUUUGAGGUUGUUGGAGUUCAUUGGAUUCUCAGGAAACAGGGACUUUGGUCUGUCCCAGCUGAGGGAGGGAGCAGCGAGUCAGAGUCUGAGGUCGAUCCUCAGCGCUCUGACGCUGCUCUUCUACCACACCUACGUGUCGCUCAUACUGGGAACCGGAGAGGGGAACCUGGUGGAGGCCGAGGCUCUGCUGGAGCCGUACCAGCUCAAAUACCCCAACGGCUCCAUCAUUCUCUUCUACUCUGCUCGCAUCGCCACGCUGCGAGGAAACUUCGAGAAGGCCCAGUCCAGGUAUGAGGAGUGCAUUGGCAGCCAGCAGCAGUGGAAGCAGAUCCACCACCUGUGUUACUGGGAGCUCAUGUGGAGCCACUCGUACCAGCAGGACUGGGCGCGGGCGUAUCGCUACGCCGACCUGCUGUGCAAGGAGAGCCGCUGGUCCAAGGCCAUCUAUGUGUACCAGAAGGCGGCCAUCCUCAGCAUGAUGUCAGAGGAGGAGGUGAAGAAGACAGGUGAGAGCAUCGUCGAGCUCUUCAGGCAGGUGGAGGGGCUGAAGCAGCGCCUGGCAGGGAAGUCGAUCCCAACGGAGAAAUUUGCAGUGAGGAAGUCCAGACGCUACAACGCCGCCAACCCCGUCCGCCUGGUCGUGCCUGCACUGGAAAUGAUGUACGUUUGGAACGGCUUCACCAUCGUGGGCAAGCGAGCCGACACUACCGAGGCUCUGCUGGUUACCAUAGAAACGGCCGAGGAGCAGCUACGCAACGACCCCAACCCGUCAGAGUUUCAUCCUGAUGACAGCUGUCUGGUUCAGAUGCUGAAGGGACUCUGUCUGAAACACCUGGGCAGGUUACUGCAGGCCGAGCUGUGCUUCACACAGGUCCUGUCCAGUGAACGGCGCAUCAAAUAUGACCACUACUUGAUUCCUUUCACCAUGUACGAACUGGGCCUGCUGUACAAACAACAAGGAGAUUUCACCAAGGCCACCACAUACAUCGAGAACGCCAAGACGAACUACAAGGAUUAUUCCAUGGAGUCCAGACUGCACUUCAGGAUCCACGCAGCGCUCAACAGCCUCAAAGGAUCACCAGUCGGCACCCCGUGAACUCUGGCAAACGUUUCAUACGUCAACGUCGGCGGCGUCUCGCGCUCCUCCGAGUUUCAGUUCUUACGGGCACAGUGGGAUCACGAUACAGAAUUUUCUAAACAGGUUCGAAAAAAUCAUGUCAGCCUUCCGCAGUGGAAAACGAAAGUCACCAUCUGAAAGGUGCUCAACUCGAUAUACCUUUACCUUGCCUGCGAUUACAUCUGCACUUCAAUCCGUGGUACAUUAAGACUGAGGAUUUGGGAGAAAUUUCAGCUUAGAGUCCGUGCAGCUAACAGCGUCCUUCAGCAAACUACUACACUUAUGUAUCCUCCGUAAGGUGGCUAAAAAUAUUACCCAAUCUAAGCAUUAAUAAGGCCCCUGUCUGGAUUAGUGAAUAACAAAUUUUCUUUGAAGCUACAUCUGUUUGUUCCCCAUUGAGCCCCAAUCAGCGACACUGGAUUGCAGCAGUGAUGCAUCAUUUCCCCGGGUUUUGAAAAGUAAAUCAGGCAUCUGAGAUUUUGUGUGUGAAAUACAGAGGAAAUUAUGAAGUACCCUGAAACCCACAUGCGUCAUCCCCCAAAACUUCAUCAGAACUGCAAGGAUUGUCCGAAUCGCUCGUCCAAGAUUACCGAGGGAUGGCUGCGGUUUGAGGUGGACUUAAGACCUUCCCGUUAAGGAGUUGAAUCCUGCUCGGAGUCCAUGCUUUCUUCAUCAGGCUUUAAGAAUCAUCCUCAGCACUGUGCCACAUAGCUUUACCUAAACCCCACUUUAAGACAGACAACACAAAGCGCCUCCAUGCCCUCAGUGGCCAACAGGACAGGAAGUCUCAUAUCCAGGUUAAAUAUGCAAUAAGAAUUCAUGAAGGUCUCACUCCACCGCUGAAUCCAAGAUGACGUGUCUGUCCUGAAAUUACAGGAAUUAACAGAAUAGUACCUCUUUUUGCCGUUUUUCCAUCGGUACUUUUGGCGCCGAGUCAAGUUAUGCAGCGUUGAUUUGCAUUGUCGAGCGUGCCGAGCGGUGCUGAACCCGAGAUGGACGUCUCCACAGUCGUCCAAAGGAAGGAUGCCGUGACAUCAGAGGGCUUCGUCGUCAGUCACUGGUCAGAGACAAAGUGAACAGAGCUGCUUACAACCAGGAAGUCCCCAUAGCAACACUUGUGAAAGCUGUGUCGUAGCGGGUAAUUUAACCAUGAAGAUUAUUUUUCUCAGCAAAUCUCUUAGUCACACUAAUAUUGUCGAUCGGUUGAGAAUAAAACGCUCGUGCUGUACACUAGUAGAGAAGGGAGGAAAAACCAGUCAACACAGGUGACCAGUGGGGUGUCGACACACCUUCAAGCAGGUAGCCAUGUUGUCGUGGAAACUUGAAUUACAGCCACACUGGACCGAUGUGACAAGUCAAACCAAGUAGAGCCGGACCAGCACAUGUAUGGAAAAACAGCAUUUGACUAUGACUCCAACUCUGAAGGACAGUGGUGUUUGUACUGUAAUACAGUGUCAGAACAGGUGACCAAUCGCUGUUGCUUUAUAGAACAACAAAAUAUCCACCAAAAAAAAAAAAAAAAAAAUGGGUCCAUCAUCUCUGUUUUGUGUAAUCAACAACAGAAGAGAUGAAUUCUUUCUUUAUCCGUUUUUGGAACAAAUGAGAUCUGAGGAGCUCAGCUGCUGAGUUUGGUUCGAGUCGACACUCCCGAUUUCAUCUGCGGCUUCUCCUCGCCUCCCCCUUCCAGUUUUCACUGUCAGCUUCAGACUGAACCACAACCUGGAAAUACUUUAUAAACACUAAAUUAAUAUUUAAUGCCUACUUUCAAUCACUGACAACGUCAAAUCACAGGGAAAGCAGUUUCACGUGGAUGUCAGAACUACGCCAUUCUGCAGCGACAACUCAUCCGAUACGAUCCAUAUUGUCAUGAUGCAAUAAGCUCCACCCGGGUCCCGACCAUCUGGUACCGCCAGCGAGCUGAAACCAACACCAAGAACUUUGGCUUGUUUCAGCUUGAUGCUGUUUGACCCGGAUCUGGACGAUGAAGGAGGUUGUGUGUGUCAGAGCUGGAGUCAACCCACUUUAACAUGUCACGUUAACGACAUACCCCCGUCUUCAGGUACAAGCGUCUAUGAUCUCAUUUUUU
Myripristis murdjan (pinecone soldierfish) is the source of this 4267-nucleotide messenger RNA. It is a transcript of the gene ttc39b, whose product is annotated as tetratricopeptide repeat domain 39B. The transcript has 19 exons. Lineage: Eukaryota; Metazoa; Chordata; Actinopteri; Holocentriformes; Holocentridae. The record is from RefSeq and is a predicted model, not a curated record. The coding region runs from base 418 to 2160 and encodes 580 amino acids. Gene Ontology annotation, molecular function: protein binding.